GAUUCCAACUCCCCCACCACUACCCAAUCUUCUUCUUCUACUUUCGCACCCUAUAAAAACAAUAAAACCCCACUUUCUCUCCUCCUUUAUUAAUACCAGAAACCAGAUCUCAGAUUGCAGGCCUUCAAGAACAGAAAGAAUGAGUUACUACAACCAGCAACAGCCCCCUGUCGGUGUUCCUCCCCAGCAAGGUUAUCCGCCAGACGGAUAUCCUAAGGACGCAUAUCCGCCUCCGGGAUAUCCCGCGCAGGGAUAUCCACCGGCGGGAUACCCUCCCCAGCAGGGUUAUCCUCCGGCCUACGCCCCUCAGUACGCGCAGCCUCCUCCUCAGCAACAACAAAGUAGCAGUACUGGCAUGCUGGAAGGCUGUUUGGCUGCCUUGUGCUGUUGCUGCCUCUUGGAUGCCUGCUUCUGAUGACCAGAAAAAAACAUUGCAGCAAAAAUGGAGUCAUGAGUCAUAUGCCACGUAGACAAUUCGGAUUACCCAAUGUUUGGGCUAAUUUCAAAUGACUGUUUUUAUCUUUAUAAAAUAAUAUUGAACUUUUGCUUGGAUGUUGAACCUCUUGUUAUAAUGUAUAUGUUUCUGGGUUUCGUUUCAA
Corylus avellana is the source of this 599-nucleotide messenger RNA. RefSeq lists its product as uncharacterized. NCBI's taxonomy places the organism in Eukaryota, Viridiplantae, Streptophyta, Magnoliopsida, Fagales, Betulaceae. Gene Ontology annotation, cellular component: plasma membrane. The record is from RefSeq and is a predicted model, not a curated record.